Culicoides brevitarsis is the source of this 1547-nucleotide messenger RNA. It is a transcript of the gene stck, whose product is annotated as LIM and senescent cell antigen-like-containing domain protein 1. Bases 260 to 1300 code for a protein of 346 amino acids. Gene Ontology annotation, cellular component: focal adhesion; cell-cell junction; cytoplasm. Lineage: Eukaryota; Metazoa; Arthropoda; Insecta; Diptera; Ceratopogonidae. Gene Ontology annotation, biological process: cell-cell junction organization; cell-cell adhesion; positive regulation of integrin-mediated signaling pathway. The transcript is spliced from 6 exons. The record is from RefSeq and is a predicted model, not a curated record.
AUAAAAUAUUUUCCUCACGUAAAUGAAUAUUUAAAUUUUUUUUAUUCAUAAUACGUUUUUCAUUUUUAAAAUUCUUUAUUAAGUCAAAAGUUAAAUUUUAAUAUUCUCUAUUUAAAGUCAGUGGAACACCUAAGCCAAAUACAAUAUUUUAGCCUUAUUUAUUGUUUAAUGUUGCAUCUGGUUUUUCCAUAGAAAUUCUAAAAAUAAAUUUUUAAGUCACACCUACGAAUAUUUUUUCUUACUAAGCAAAUCAAAGUUGAUGUCUCCCGUAACUGGAAAUACCAUGCCAAAUAUGUCCUUGGUUUCUAUGGUAUGUAGCCGUUGUGAUGAAGGUUUUGAACCACAGGAAAAAAUAGUAAACUCAAACGGUCAAUUAUGGCACACUCAGUGUUUUGUUUGUGCUCAAUGCUUUCGUACAUUUCAAGAUGGGAUAUUUUACGAAUUCGAAGGCCGAAAAUAUUGUGAACGUGACUUUCAUGUUUUAUUUGCCCCAUGUUGUAACAAGUGUAAUGAUUUUGUAAUUGGACGAGUCAUUAAAGCAAUGGCUUCAAGUUGGCAUGCACACUGUUUCCGAUGCGAGCUGUGCAAUAAAGAGUUGGCUGAUUCGGGUUUCAUGCGCCAUCAAAAUAAAGCAUUAUGCCAUGAUUGUAAUGCAAAUAUAAAAGCUGUAGGUCUGGGAAAAUACAUGUGUCAUAAAUGCCACGGAAUUAUUGAUGAUGGACCUUUGCGUUUCCGUGGUGAAGUAUAUCAUGGGUAUCAUUUUAACUGUACCAGUUGUGGGGUAGAACUUGACUCCACUGCACGUGAAGUUAAAAGUCGUCCAGGCUUUGCAGCUAAUGAUAUGAACGAACUUUAUUGCUUGAAAUGCCAUGAUCGAAUGGGAAUUCCUAUAUGUGGUGCUUGCAGACGCCCAAUUGAAGAACGCGUGGUCACAGCUUUAGGUAAACAUUGGCAUGUGGAGCACUUUGUUUGUGCCAAAUGUGAGAAACCGUUUUUAGGACAUCGUCAUUACGAAAAAAGAGGAUUAGCUUAUUGUGAAACGCAUUAUCAUCAGCUCUUUGGAAAUCUCUGUUUUGUUUGUAACCAAGUCAUAGCAGGGGAUGUUUUUACUGCUCUGAAUAAAGCUUGGUGUGUUCAUCAUUUCUCGUGUUCAGUUUGCGACAAUAAACUCGAUCAAAAGUCCAAAUUUUAUGAGUACGAUGAAAAACCGGUAUGCAAGAAAUGUUAUGAAAAGUUUCCUAAUGAACUUAGAAAGCGUUUAAGAAUAGCACAUGAAAACACUAUCAAAAAGCCGAUAUAAGCAUAUUCUGGUAAAAAAAAACAGAAACAUUAAAACUACCUUUAAAAAUAACUAAUUUUACUAAAAAAUACAAAUUUAAUUCAACAAAAUAUAUUUCAUGUGCCUUUAAUAUUUUUUUUUUAAUAACAUUUAUAAUUAUAACAUUUAUAAACAAAAUAUUGGAUGCAAUUUUUUAACAAAUAUAACAUAUAUAUUUAAACCAUAUAAAUAUAUACUAUAACAAUUUUAAAUUUAACAAUUGUAACUC